This is a messenger RNA of Hyaena hyaena (striped hyena), 8529 nucleotides long. It is a transcript of the gene CACUL1, whose product is annotated as CDK2 associated cullin domain 1. The coding region runs from base 695 to 1813 and encodes 372 amino acids. The transcript is spliced from 9 exons. Gene Ontology annotation, biological process: ubiquitin-dependent protein catabolic process. Lineage: Eukaryota; Metazoa; Chordata; Mammalia; Carnivora; Hyaenidae. Gene Ontology annotation, molecular function: ubiquitin protein ligase binding. The record is from RefSeq and is a predicted model, not a curated record.
UCUGUCGUCAACCAAAGGCCCGAGCUACGAAGCCCCGCGCGGCGCGAAGGCCCAGUCAUCGCGGAGGGCGUUAAGAACACCGCCACCGAAGCCGGGGCCUGUAGCACCGCGAACGCCGAACGGUUUGGGGCGCAUCUUCCGAGCCGGCCAGAUUCCGGUCGUCCUGGUAACCAGACAGGGAACGCGCCUGCGCACACCUCCUUGUCACGUGGGGCCGGGUCGGGGGCGGGACGGCCGACAGCGCCUCCGGACCCGAGGCCCCGCCCCUCUCGGCGCGGAGGCCAGCAGAGGCGGGGCGAACCUCUGCCCUUCUGCGUGGGGGUGGCUCACCGCUCCUGCCCCUUUUCACUUUGCUCUCUCCUGGCUCUUUCCUCGCACCACGUGCCCUCCUGGCCGCUCCCCCAGCUGCCCUUUCCAACUGCCGAUUGGAACUUGCUGUAAAAUGUCGUAAGGGGCGCUGCCGCUUUACGGCUGCCUCUCCCAGGCGAGAGCCCGGGAGCGCCCACCGCCGUCAGCCCUGUCUCCAAGAGGCGGCUCGGCGGAGACGGAGAGACCCGGCGCGCCGCUCCCCUCCCCGCCGCGCCCGUGCCGGCCGCCGGCGAUGUGAGCUCGAGGAGGCUGCGGUGCCCCCUGGCCCGGGGUUGAGACGGGCGGCAGGUGCCUGUGAGGCGGGAGGGUGCCGGGGGCCUGCAGGAUGGAGGAAAGCAUGGAAGAGGAGGAGUGGGGCAGCUACGUGGCGAUGAUGGACGACCAGAACCACAACAACUGGGAGGCCGCGGUGGACGGCUUCCGGCAGCCCCCGCCCCCGCCGCCGCCCCCCUCGUCGAUCCCAGCCCCUGCGCGAGAGCCGCCCGGGGGGCAGCUGCUUGCGGUGCCCGCGGCCUCGGUGGACAGGAAGGGCCCCAAGGAGGGGCUCUCGAUGGGGCCGCCGCCGCCGCCGCCGGAGGCCAAUGGGGUGAUCAUGAUGUUGAAGAGCUGCGACGCGGCCGCCGCCGUGGCCAAGGCGGCCCCCGCCCCCACCCCCACCCCCAGCUCCACCAUCAACAUCAACACCUCCACCUCCAAGUUCUUAAUGAAUGUUAUAACUAUUGAAGAUUAUAAGAGCACUUACUGGCCAAAAUUGGAUGGUGCCAUAGAUCAGCUUUUAACCCAGAGUCCUGGUGACUAUAUCCCCAUAUCCUAUGAACAGAUAUACAGUUGUGUGUAUAAAUGUGUCUGCCAGCAGCACUCAGAACAGAUGUACAGUGAUCUGAUUAAAAAGAUAACUAAUCACCUAGAGAGAGUCUCGAAGGAGCUGCAGGCCAGCCCUCCAGAUCUCUAUAUUGAAAGAUUUAAUAUAGCUCUUGGACAGUAUAUGGGAGCAUUGCAGAGCAUUGUGCCUCUUUUCAUAUAUAUGAAUAAGUUUUACAUCGAAACCAAGCUUAACAGAGACCUAAAAGAUGACCUUAUAAAGCUGUUUACGGAACAUGUUGCAGAAAAGCACAUUUACAGCCUAAUGCCUUUACUUUUAGAAGCCCAGUCAACACCAUUUCAGGUCACACCUUCAACUAUGGCAAAUAUUGUGAAAGGCCUAUACACUCUCAGACCAGAGUGGGUUCAGAUGGCUCCAACUCUGUUUUCUAAAUUUAUUCCAAACAUUCUCCCUCCGGCGGUGGAAUCUGAACUUUCUGAAUAUGCUGCUGAAGAUCAGAAACUUCAAAGAGAACUUAUACAGAAUGGUUUUACAAGAGGUGACCAGUCCCGGAAAAGAGCUGGGGAUGAGUUGGCUUAUAACAGCUCAUCGGCAUGUGCAAGUUCCAGAGGGUACAGAUAGUGAAUGUAUUGAAUGUACUUUCCUUCCCGAAAAGAGGACACACUGGAGCUGCAGAGACUCUAUCGGGAGCACAGCGGGGGACACUCAGGAGCCCUGCCACAAAGUUAUUCUUGGAAGAGGAUGUUGGACUUCUUACUUUGGUUUGUAAUUUUAAAAAACAAAUAACUAACAAAAACAAAAAACAGUUGCUGCUAGACUUGGGGAUGAUUUUGAAAUGGGACAAUCUUUUAAUGAGUUUAUCUACAGAUCCCGUGAGGAACGAACAUCUUGAGAAGUGACCAUCGCUAAGGGAAAUCCAGCAGCGACCAUCAGCAGCUUCCUCCAAAAUCACAAGAGCAGAAGAAUCUUUUUUUUUUUUUUUUUUUUAAAGCACUUGUUUUGUUCAUUUGUGGAUGUGGCACUUCAGCACAUUGGCUUUUACACACUGAGAUCUCUUUUGCUUUAAAAUCGAGCAGGUCAUUACAAUGCAGUGUUUUUCACCCACAACCAAAACAAACCCCGUUUAAAAGAGUUGGUCUUUGUUUAGCGUUAGAAAGUCUUGUUCAAGGAAAAUGCUGACCCUGCCUCUGUCGUAACGUCUCCCCUCACCAGUUCACAACUGUUAUCUGCCCUGUGCCUUGAGCUUUGUGCACUUUGCAACUCCGUGACCAGUUGUUCACCUCCCAGAUGCUUCCCGAAAAAGCUUGUGGUGUCACAGACUAACCCACCGACAAGGUGUCCGGUGUGACUUUGUAGCAGGGUACUAAUGAGUAAGUGGGAAGAUAGAAGCAUGUUGCUCAUUGGUCAGAUUCCCCGCUGCCUCACCUGUGGCCUAUUCAAGCUAACGUUGGGGACCAACUCUUACAGAACAUAUCCAUUCCCUCUGUCGCUUCCCACGACCUGCCAGUUGUGGUGGUGGUGGUGUGACGCUAGCAUAGGGUGGGCUGUCCUGUAGUGCCGAAGCUCCUGUCUGGUAGUGUGGAGACUUCUCAGGUGGUGACAGCUCGUGGCUGAGAUGCUCUGGGGAAGCAGAUACGGUUAUUAAAUCCAGAUGCAAUCAGUGGUGUGGGAUGCCUGAUCCAUCUCAUUUUAAAUGGGUGAGAAGGCACUUAAGAGAAAAAGUCUGCACUGUGUCUCUUGUAGCAUUGUGUUCGGGAAUAAUAGAGACGAGCUAACCCUGCUGUUGUGAAGCUUCGUGCCAGCUGUGACAGCUAUAUUGUGGGUUUUCCCCCCUACGCCCACAGUGCUAUUUAGUUUCUUCUAAAAGACUCUAAAGCUUCUUCUAGUCAUUUUUGGAAGGCAAAGAAAAGUAGAUGUGGCAGGUGAAAAUACUUUUCUUCUCAGUUUUGCUUGAAUCUAAAUUGAGCAUAUGCUUGACUGUUUGGCCCUGUGGCAUUAAUAGUUACCUCUUCAGAGAACUUGGGGCAAAACCAGACGUGUCAGGGAUUUGGCCAUACUUCUGGUUGUCGGGUUCUUUGUGGCCUCUGCCGGUUCACUCUGUCCUCUUUUGGGGAGCAGGCUGGGCGGGAGAGUUAGCGGUGCGGUAGUACGAGCAAGUACAUCAUCUAAUACAAGUCCUCUGUUUGUAAAAUUCCUGUUCAGAGAAGUAAACAUAAAGGUGGUCAGAUUUAUUUUUAAGUACUUAUCAACCAGAGUCGGAUUUUGUGGAGGACUUUGAAUUGGACUCACUUAACUCUGUGAGCGUCUUGGGUUGUACUGAUGAGCACUGAAUUACUGCAAGAAUAUAGACAGGCUCGCACCAUGUCCUCUACAGUUUGACUGCUGCCCCAGUAGCAUUCUGGUGUUGAGGAAGAUCCCAUUCUAUCAUGAAGUCCAAAUUUUACUUUCUCAAUGAAAUGCUUGCUGCAGGCUUAUGAGUAACAUCUGCAGCUUAAAGUCUCUCCUGAGCCGGUUCCAGAGUAUUUCUGAAAGGAAUAAAAUUGGGAUGUUUCUUUAAAUGUGGAUGAAUUCUUCAUUACCCUAAUAAUGUACCCAAAUGCUUUUUCUGGGAGAGUGUUUCUUUGGCCAACAGGGGAGCUUUCUCUGUAAAAGCAUUGUAUUAUGAUGUGAAUUGGCAUUAAAAUCUUUGGAUGCUUUUGCAUUAUUAAGUUAAUGGAGAAACAUUUUAUAUUGUCUUCUUUUUAUUUUAAUUUAUGUGUUAACAAAAAGUGGACACAGUGUGCAGAGUUCAGCUUCUCUAAAUAUUUGCACAGCGACUGCAGCGAGCUGUGAGCCAGUGCUUGGUCCUGUGAAGCGGUGAGCGGAAGGCACUGUGGAAAGAACACACACGCUCUCCUAGUGCAUGUGACUUGGUUGUUAACUCAUAUUGGCCCCCUGAGGUACAUUGCAGUGUGAAAAACCUGUUUCUUCCUUUUGACUAGAAAUCAACUUUGCUUAUUUUUUUGGGUUUCUUCACAGAAUUCUUGGCUUGCAACAUGAGACGACAUAAUAUUUGCCCUCCAUUCUCUAUUGACUCAGCACCGUUUACCAGAAAGUGUUUUCUUCUCACGUUUACUUGUAUUCUUCUUGCCAGUACAGUAUAUAGUUUCUCCACCCCAGUUAAAUCCGAACUUUUGUGGGGCCCGAAGCAUUGAGGUCAGAAACCCGUACACAGAUUGUCUCGUUAGUCAGCACGUGGUUGAUUCGCCAAGGCCGACCGGCCUACGCGGGCAGCCUGGACCCGGACUCUCCAAAAGAAAGCCAGUGCAAUCACCUCGAGCUAGUGACGGGGCAAAGUAAAUGAUCGUUGUUUUGAGAGACGGUACUUACUGUAAAAGUUGGCCUUAUGCGUCAGUAACAGUGUCCUCUGCUGUUCCCUGUUGUCACAGCUGCACCCUAACCCGACAGGAUCUGCUUGUUUUCUGUGGAGCAGAAAGCACAACCUGGCCUAGCGACUCCAAAGUUCCUAGGUGGAGCUAGAAGAAACAGGCCUGGAGGCAGGGGUUGUGCAUCAGUCAGUUUUGUGGGAAAAUUACUUUUUUUCCCCCUGUCCCUUUUACAGAUUUGAGGCGUGGGAUGAACACUGACCUGUGAGGGAGAUUGCGGGGGGAGCAGGUGCCCGGGGCCAUGCGUGCUACGUGCGUGGCCCCAGCGCUGCAGCCCCUUAGAGCUGCCGCUCCCCUCACUGUAAAUGCCACGCUUUCUGUUGGGUUGCAAAUUUGCACACGUGAAGAAUUCCUCAGGAAGAGUUUGCACAUGCAUCGCCUCGCACUAUUCUGUACUGACCGAACAAGGGAUUUGAAAGUUUUUCAGCACAAAAGGAGACCUUCAGAGCAGUGGCCUGUGCACACGUUCUAGCAAAGGUAAUGGUGACCUAGCAAACACGGUUGGUCUCUGCAGUUAGAAAGUGAGCAGGAGCACGUGGGUCAUAGUGUUUAAAUAAGCCUGUUUGAUCUCCAGAGCAGCGCUUUCAGGUUUUGUCUUCUUUUCUUAUCGAGACCAGCUAUAUUUUCUUCUAUGUUUUCUCAGUUUUAUGGCAGUUAACUAUUUCCAUGAUAAUUACAGAGGCAUUUACCCUUGAGCUAAAAUUCAGUUGUUUAAUAAGCAGCUAUUAUUAAAAUAACUGAACCUUGUUUUAUGAAUAUACACUAAUCUAAGAUCUCAAAAAACAUCUAAAAAGCUGCAUUCGGUCUCUAGUCCGUUUGGAUGUUUGAGUUUUGAGUUGAUUUUUGUAUGGUGUCUCGUUGCGCUUCAGAGUAUUAUGUUUACUUUACUCCAGGUCUAGGCCUCUUAAGAGAACUUUAAAAUAUAAGAUCAGAAUGUGACUCCCUUGACUGACACCUAGAAGAGGUUCAUAGGACCUUUUCGGUUGUGAUUGCAGUUUCCAAUAAGCUUGCCUAAGGUGAAGUUCAUGUUUAUCAAAAGUUAAAAUACAAGUUAUAGGAGUUCUUGGAGAAAUGGCUUUCUUGUUACUUUCAUUACCUUGUUGCGGUUUGCCCCAGUUUCUGGCCACCAGCAUCGAUGACAGGACCCCUGUUCUUUUUCAGGGGUAGUGAUUCCUCUUUUAUCCCCACUGCUGAUGAACUAAGUCAUUGACACUUUCCCUCCUCCCCUGGCCAGGGCCGUAUUUUGAACUUCUUUCCAGAGCCGAGUGGCACAAGUCUGUACGCUGUUUCUGCCGAUGUCUGUGGUGUUGCUGUGGGAGAGUUAGAAUCCUCGUGAGAGGUGCGUUCUUGACCUCAGUACACACUGGGCCCCGUCUUUAUUUCUGGUCGGACUGCAUUGUUUAGAAAAAUGUUAAUGGUUUAUAAUUCUAGGAAAUUUAUAGAGUGGCUAUGGGGUAAAUUUUGUGGUUUGGAAAAAAAAAUUUUUUUGUAUUGAUUCUCACAUGUCAUUUCAAUGUGGUGUCGAUGUACUAAAUGCAAUAGGACUGUCGAUAUUCUCUUAGAAGGGUGGGUUUUGUUAAACAGAUGGCAGUUUAAUUGCUCUCAUUAGCCCUGUUUGUCAAUAUUACAGCCAUGCAAUUCAGAAGAAAUUAUUCAGAUGUGAAGUUGUGGGGAAGUCUGGCUGGAGACAGGAAUGCUUAUGAAUAGAUGGGAGGUCAGAGGCAGGCAAGAGGCUCUUGCCACCCACCCACCAGCAUGGCCACAGCAAGGAUGGAGCAAUGAAUUCUAGUCCCUGGUGGUGCUUAUUUGUUGGAAAGAUAGUGGAGCUUAGAACAGGGUGUUCUGUACAUCAAUUCUUCUGUUACUUAAGAACAACAAAAUGGUGAAUGAAACUCUUAUUGAUUGGGGAUUUAAGCCAUGGACUUUGGCUCUGACCUUUAACUCUUGAUGGUUUUGGAAUCACUCCUUCUGUAUUAGGGUAUAUACCAUCACUCUGAGACAUUGUGGUUAACGAAAUAAAUCUUGUACAGAUGUCCUUGGCUUGUUAUGUUGCUGCUUGGUUCACUGGAAUUUCGUUAUGGCACAGAACAUGGGAUUUUGCUUACAGUGUAUUCACAAUGCCCGCCUGAGUGAUAAGCACACUCAGCACGUGUCUGUUCUGUCAUGGAGAAUCAGCUGGCAUGGGGAGUGUCCGUCUUGCCCUCUGUACCAGCUAUAAAAGAAAUGGGGUGUGUGUACUUAAUCACAUACAUUUAGCACAUAGUCUGCAUACGUAUGAAGUAUCUAUACCUGUGUACACAUAUGUGUCGUUUUCUUCUUUAAACACUGGCGCGUCGUAGACCUUUAAUCAGAACGUUCUGCCUCGUGGUGGUUUGCACUGAUGACAUCAUGCUUUAACAACAUGACCCCCUGUUUCCUUGCCGAGAAAUUAGUACUAUCCCCUAGGGUUUUGUCAUCCCACUUUCCAGUUUUAAUUCGUCUCACUUUCUCUUUACAAGUGUCCUUCCCAACAGUGUUCUCACAAUGCCGUUUCAGCUUCCGUCUUCCUCUUUUUUAAAACCUACGCUGUGUCUUAGUGGUAUCGGCUCUGAUUACCGCACCCAGCAGGAUUCCGGGACUGUCGUCUCCUUUUCCCUGCAUUUAAAUCACCUGACAGUUUCCUCCUUCAGCUUUUUCUUUCUUUUUUUUUCCCCCCCUUCCAGCCAGUAGGGAGUUAUUUAAAUCCUCUCCCCUCUCUUCUAGCAGAUUUUGUUUUUUCCUGAGUAUAAAACUUUUCUACUAGAGUCAGUUCUUUGUGUGUAUGUUUUUUUUCCCCUCUCUUGGCAUGUGACUUUAAUAAUCGCAAAUUCCAGAACAUUUUGAAUUUCAAAGAACAUGAUUUGGUAUAAGGAAUAUCCUAUACCUAAUCAGAGAGCAAAUGUUUGUCUCAGCUUAGUGGAGUUGUGUGUUCCCGGGUAAGGCUGUUGUGAACCUCAGUGUCCCUAUAUUAAGCACAUUUCCCUCCCCAAAUUACUCAUGAUAGCCUCUACAUAGACCAGUGGGCUUAAUUGGCCCAUUCCACAGGAUAUAACAGUUUUAAACUUAAUUAUGCCCCUAAGUGACUAAUAAUAGACCUCAAAAAAGGUAUUUUUAAAAAUGUCCACAACUACAAAGAGAAGUAGAUUAGUCUACCAAUAGGUGUUUUAAACAUACCUCUCUGAUUACUUAAUAAUUAAGAGGACAAAAUCAUGAUGAUGAAGGGCAUGGAAGAUUUAAACAGCACAACUAAUAAAUUAGACCUGAUGGAGAUAUCUAAAAUCGCCUUGCACCUUCCACUAAGAAAAGAAGCAUUUUUUUGCAAAUUAAAUCUAACAUUAUAUUUGAAGUAUAACAAGUGAUGACCACAAUGGAUUUAUCUGAGGAAGCAAACUGGUUAAUAUUAGAAGAACAGUCAGUGUAACGCGUCUGUUAAUGGAUUAACUUAUGAUCAGAUUGUCUGAAAAUCUAAAGAGUCUGCAAGGCAGAUGAGAAGACUUCAAGAGUUUAUCAUGUUCACUCAACAUGUGAAUGUCAGUUACAUUUCCAUGCAUCAAGCUGCAAACUUAACAUCUUAAGAUUUUAAAUUUAAUUAAGAAAAUUUACAGUAGGAACAAAACAGUAUAAAGUAUAGAAGAAUAAACCUUAAGAGCUUUAUAAGCCUUUUAAUGAGAAAACGAUGAUGGAAAAAAAACCCCAACACCUUGAUUGACCUAAAUACAUGGGAGAGACUGAUGGAUAAGAAGAUCAGCUAGGUCUCAGCUCUUUGUCCAAAUUGAUUAGUAAAUUAAUGUCAUCCCAACAAAGAGUCCCAAUGGUUUUCACUGUGGUCCUUGAUAGGCUGAUCCCAAAACGUAAAUGGAAGAGCAAAGGGCCAAUGAUAUUCAAAACAUUAUU